GGUCCGACUCGUCCUUUCCUUCGCGCCAUAAAGAACCCUAAGCCGAACCCAUGUCGAUACCUCGGCCGAGUCCGACUCAGGAAGAGUGGGCCCAACACUCUGUGACUCAUCCGUGGAGAGUUAUUAUAAAAAACAGCCACGGUGAAAAGCUUGUGGGAAUAUUACAUGAUACAGGUUCAAAGGAGCUUGUUGUAUUGUGCCAUGGAUUGCAAUCCUCGAAGGAACGUAUUCCAAUGGUGAACCUUGCUGCUGCGCUAGAAAAAGAAGGAAUCAGUGCCUUCCGCUUUGACUUUGCUGGCAACGGGGAAAGUGAAGGUUCCUUCCAGUAUGGUAACUACCAUAGAGAAACUGAUGAUUUACGUGCAGUAAUUCAACACUUCCAUUGGGAGAAACGUUUAAUAACUGCAAUCGUUGGUCACAGUAAAGGGGGCAAUGUAGCACUCUUGUAUGCUUCGAUGUUUAAUGACGUUUCAAAGGUUGUCAACAUUUCUGGCCGAUUUAAUCUGGAGAGAGGCAUUGAAGGUCGCUUGGGUAAAGAUUUUUUACAAAGAAUCAAGCAAAAUGGAUUUAUUGAUGUUAAGAAUAAAAGAGGGAAGUUUGAGUAUUGUGUGACAGAAGAAAGUUUGAGGGACCGUCUAAGUACUGAUACUCAUGCAGCCUGCCUUUUGAUUCAUCAAGACUGCAGGGUGUUGACUGUGCAUGGAUCCAUGGAUAAAGUUGUACCAGUUGAUGAUGCUAUGGAGUUUGCCAAGUUCAUAUCUAAUCAUAAGCUACAUAUUAUAGAAGGAGCUGAUCAUGAAUACACUAAACAUCAAGAUGAGUUGGCUUCAGUUGUACUCAAUUUUGUUCGAGACAGAGAUACGUCUGAGCAGUUGCCGUUACAGACAAGAAUUAGAUCAAUUCAUUCACGAUUGUGAUAGAUUUCCAUUUGUAUCAUCAGAUAAAAACUAGAGAACCACAUGAGAAAUUUGUUGUUGGAAUACAGUGGGCCAGUGCUUCGAUGUUAACAAGAGUUAUUCUACCUUGUCCUGACCUCAAGUUCAUCACUACAGGCAAUGCUCAACGCACAGACAAAGCUUAAGGCUUUUGCUGCCUGGUCAUUUUGCAAUUUCACCCAUUUGCAAGUUAAUGAAUUGGGUAUUCAUAUUGUGUUAUAAGCAUGAUCCGUAUCCCUUGUUUAGAGCCCGAUGAUACAACAUUUAUUGCAUGCGUGUGGCUUAAUCUAUUUGAACUUUAGGCGUGAAAAGCACAAAAGUGAGUUGCCAUUAGCAAGAUUAAAUGAAUGAAACAAUAAAUUGAACACUUUGGAAUA
This is a messenger RNA of Corylus avellana, 1312 nucleotides long. RefSeq lists its product as uncharacterized. The record is from RefSeq and is a predicted model, not a curated record. NCBI's taxonomy places the organism in Eukaryota, Viridiplantae, Streptophyta, Magnoliopsida, Fagales, Betulaceae.